This is a messenger RNA of Salvelinus fontinalis (brook trout), 7218 nucleotides long. RefSeq names its product SLIT-ROBO Rho GTPase-activating protein 2-like. Gene Ontology annotation, biological process: negative regulation of cell migration; signal transduction. The transcript is spliced from 24 exons. Lineage: Eukaryota; Metazoa; Chordata; Actinopteri; Salmoniformes; Salmonidae. The record is from RefSeq and is a predicted model, not a curated record. Gene Ontology annotation, cellular component: cytoplasm. Gene Ontology annotation, molecular function: protein binding. Bases 492 to 3854 code for a protein of 1120 amino acids.
GAGAAAAACACGCCAAAACGCUUCAUAUGGGACGGAAAUGAAAUAGGAAAGUUCGUAUUUGUCAUCGAAAUCGACAUAAGAGGGGGAAGAGCAUAGAGCCACGGAGCCAGCCCAGCCUCUGACCGUCGUGGUGACAGCCACUUACUGAAGGACUAAACUUUUUGGGAGUCUCCUCAUCCGACCUUGCUGACUGGUUGGUUAUUGUUGGUUUGGAGGGAAUGCAUAUAUCCUUCGUUUGCUCUAUAACUGGUUUUGAGGACACAUUAAGGAAAGGAUCCAAACGAAUGGGAAUGCGGCAGCGCCAAACUCUCACAAUGCGGGCAGAGUGAAGGGGCAGAACACAAUACCAUUCCACGGGCUGUGGGGUUACUCGCUACAAUCUUUCAGUGGGGUUUUCUUCCAGACGAAAUAUUAUAGUUACUCUUUUUUUCCUGAUUACGUCUUUAACCCAGUAUUGCGAAGUCUAGUGUUUUUGAGUAGAAGAACCAGCCAUGACGUCUCCGGCCAAAUUCCGAAAGGACAAGGAGAUCGUAGCCGAAUAUGAAACUCAAGUUAAAGAGAUCCGUGCCCAGCUGCUGGAGCAGUUGAAGUGUCUGGACCAGCAGUGUGAGCUGAGGGUGCAGCUGCUGCAGGACCUGCAGGACUUCUUCAGGAAGAAGGCGGAGGUAGAGAUGGACUACAGUCGUAACCUGGAGAAACUGUCUGAGAGGUUCCUUACGAAGACACGCAGCACCAAAGACCACCAGCUCAAGAAGGAGCAGAGUGUGCUGUCUCCAGUUAACUGUUGGAACCUGUUGUUGAGUCAGGUGAAGAGGGAGAGCCGAGACCACGCUACCCUGUCUGACCUCUACCUCAAUAACAUUAUACCGCGCUUCGCCCAGGUCAGCGAGGACUCCGGACGACUCUUCAAAAAGAGGAUGGACGUCUUUUCUGUGUCUCUGUCUCUGCAGAGUAAGGAGGUUGGUGUCCAGCUUCAGGAGGAUCUGAUGAAGGUUCUGAACGAGCUCUACGCGGUGAUGAAGACAUACCACAUGUACAACACAGACAGUAUCAACUCUGAGAACAAACUGAAGGAUGCAGAGAAACAGGAGGAGAAGCAGAUGGGGCGCUCUGGUCGCCAGGACGACAGACAGACUCCCAGGUCACCUGACACACUGGCCAGCAUCAAGACGGAGGAGAAACAUGUCCGACGCUCCUCAGUCAAGAAGAUAGAGAAGAUGAAGGAGAAGAGGCAGGCUAAGUACACAGAGAACAAGCUGAAAGCAAUCAAGGCGAGGAAUGAAUACCUGCUGGCUCUGGAGGCUACGAACAGCUGUGUCUUCAAAUACUACAUCCACGACUUGUCUGAUAUCAUCGACUGCUGUGACCUGGGCUACCAUGCCAGUCUCCACCGUGCGUUGCGGACCUACCUGUCAGCCGAGAUGAACGUGGAGGCCUCUAAGCACAGCGGUCUGGAGGGCCUGGAGGGGGCAGUAGAGAGCCUGGAGCCCAACGGGGACAAGCAGAGACUGAUGGAAACCUACAACAACGUCUUCUGUCCCCCCAUGCGCUUCGACUUCCAAUCACACAUGGGAGACACGAUGGGGUUAGUAUGUGCCCAGCAGCCGUUAGAAGGGGAGUUACUCCAGAGGUGUCAGCAGCUGCAGUCCCGUCUCUCCACCCUCAAGAUUGAGAAUGAGGAGGUGAAGAAGACUAUGGAGGCCACUCUGUCGACCAUCCAGGACAUGGUCACCGUGGAGGACUAUGAGGUCAGCGAGUGUUUCCACCACAGCAACUCUAUGGAGUCGGUCAAGUCCACCAUGGGCCAAUCAUUCCUCAGCAAACCCAGCCUGGCCAAGAGACGGGCCAAUCAACAGGAAACGGAACAGUUCUACUUCACGAAACUGAAGGAGUUUCUGGAGGGCCGGAACCUGAUCACCAAACUGGAGGCCAAACAUGACUUGAUCCAGAAGACCCUGGGAGAGAGUCAGAAGACUGACUGUUGCCUUGCCAGUGACAGGAGGAACUCUGCACUACGGAAUCAGGAGGCUGGCCAUGUCAUCCCUCUGAUGGUGGAGAGCUGUAUCCGCUUCAUCAGUCGCCAUGGUCUGCACCAUGAGGGCAUCUUCAGAGUGUCUGGCUCUCAGGUGGAGGUCAAUGACAUCAAGAACGCCUUUGAGAGAGGUGAGGACCCGUUGGCAGGAGAUCAGAAUGAUCAUGACAUGGACUCCAUCGCUGGUGUUCUAAAGCUCUACUUCAGAGGACUGGACCACGCCCUCUUCCCCAAGGAAGUCUUCCAUGACAUCAUAUCCUGUGUCUCAAUGGAGAACCUGCAGGAGAGGGCUGUCCACAUCAGGAAGGUUCUGCUGACUCUGCCCAGCAACACUCUCAUCAUCAUGAGAUACCUGUUCGCCUUCCUCAACCACCUGUCCCAGUACAGUGAGGACAACAUGAUGGAUCCCUAUAACCUGGCCAUCUGUUUUGGUCCCACUCUGAUGUCAGUCCCAGAGAGCUGUGACCAGGUGUCCUGCCAGGCCCACGUUAACGAGCUCAUCAAGACCAUCAUCAUCCACCAUGACGGGGUUUUCCCCGGACCAGGGGACCUGCAGGGGCCCGUCUACACCUGCCCAGGGGCCACCGAUGAGUACUGUGAGCCCCCCCUAGUGGAAGAACCUGCUCCUGACACCAUCUCUGUCAUCCACAACAGCGAUGAUGGCUUGUUGAUCGUUUCAGAAUCUGACCCAAUAGUGGCCAUUGCUCGCUUCGACUACUCUGGACGGACCAACCGGGAGCUGUCGUUUAAUAAGGGCGCGUCUCUCCUCCUUUUCCAGCGAGUCAGUGAUGACUGGUGGGAGGGCCAACACAACGGAUUGGACGGACUAUUGCCUCACCAGUACAUAGUGGUUCAGGACAUGCCGAACGGGGGCAGAGGCAGUCCAAAGACUGAGGCGGAGUUGCAGGAGGAGAAAGUGUCCACUAGGGGCAUCGCUGCCUCUCCCACUGGAGCUCAUGUAGCUGAUGUCUACCUGGCCAACCUCAACAAGAUGAGGAAGAAGCCGGAGUUGGGGAGUAUCCGUAGAACCUUCCGGGUGUCUGAGGGAGGACAAGGGGGUGACGUACCCCCAACGGGGGCGACUGGCGGGAGUGUGAGGACGGCCAGUCUGCCUGUGGGAGGGGCUCUGGUGAAAGAGGGCGGAGACAAACGACCGGUCAGCGCCCACAGUGUCCUCAACUCCUCCAUCACACGCCACUCCUCUCUCAAGACCAAGGUGGAAAGCCCUCAGUUCCGCAAAGCGACCACAGCGGGGCGCUCUAAGAGCUUCAGCAACCACAGACCGCUGGACCCUGAGGUCAUCACUCAGCUGGAGCCCACCUCACAGGAUAUCGAGGUGGCAAUGAGCUCUGCUCUGAGAGAGCUGAGAGAGCUGGAGAGGCAGAGCAUUGUCCAGCACACACACACCCCCGACGUGGUGCUGGACACUCUGGAGCAGCUGAAGGGUGUGUGUGGUGGGGGAGGAGGGGGCGCAUCAGAGCCCUCCAGUCCCCUCCACUCCCGUCUGCUGAGGGACAGCGACGGCGCAGGAUCUCCACACUCACACCCUCUCCAACGCAGCGCUUCGUCCGCUAGCGACGUCCCCUCCUCCUUCCGCCCUUCCUAUCCCAGGAGCCCCCUGCCCUCCUCUCUCGCCUCCUCAGCCCUCGCUUUCUCCACUCCCUCCUUCCGAGAGCCUCGUCCUCCAGCCACGCGGCCCAAGCCGGUGGUCUUCCCCAAGGGAGGAGGAAGCAGCAGUCCGGCUAUGGGGUCCCCAACCUCCACUGUCCCCCCUCCUCCCCCACCCCCACCCCAGCCAAACGACAAGUCCUGCCCCGCCUGAGGAGUGACAUCACACACGCUCCCCUUCCAUACACAAACCACUGCCCCAUCUCCCCUCACCCAAUGACAAGUGGGAUAGCUCCCACCUAGGAUCAGCUUACCCUCCCAAACUAAGCAUUAUGGGGGUUAGACUGUAUAAAGCCUCCAUGACUCAAACAAGGGAUCAAAACGAACAUACAGCAUGACAAUAAAGAGAUAUGGAACCUGUGCUGUAUAUACUGGUGUGAGGUGUGUGUAUGUGCAGGCAAACCUGUGUGAGGCGUGUGAGCGUGUGUGAGCGUGUGUGAGCGUGUGUGUGUGUGUGUUUGCGUGUGUGUGUGUGUGUGUGUGUGUGUGUGUGUGUGUGUGUGUGUGUGUGUGUGUGUGUGUGUGUGUGAGCGGGGCUGGUGUGUGUGUGUGUGUGUGUGUGUGUGUGUGUGUGUGUGUGUGUGUGUGUGUGUGUGUGUGUGUGUGUGUGUGUGUGUGUGUGUGUGUGCCUGUGUGAGGUGUGUGUGAGCAUGCCUGUGUGAGAUGUGUGUCACAUACCUUAUACUUGAGAGCACUAUUUGAUGUUGAAUAGAUGGAACAUUUAAGGACAUUUCCCAGGCAGUCUCUCCUUUUAUCCCCAAAGAACCCUGAGAAGACUGGAGAGGACAGGAGGACAUGGUUCACCUGGAUGGCUGUGUGAGUGUGUGACUCCUGGAUCCACACUCUGAGAACACACAGACAGACUGUGGAACACAGAACAUCAUAUAACUCAGAAGAAACUCCGUAUCCACUUUCUCUGGCUACACGUUCCCUCGCUGCUUCAACACUGGAUCAGCCAAACCGGACAGACAGAGACAGACAGACAGAUAGAUGGAUGGAUGGAGAGAGCAGUGGAAUGCCUGUUUGAGAGGGCAGUGGAAUGCCUGUUUGAGAGGGCAGUGGAAUGCCUGUUUGAGAGGGCAGUGGAAUGCCUGUUUGAGAGGGCAGUGGAAUGCCUGUUUGAGAGGGCAGUGGAAUGCCUGUUUCUACAUGGAGAGAAGAGGAUUAGGCUAUGUCUCUGAUCCUCCUGUGUGUAGGCAAGCUAAGUGUUGUGGUGACUCGUUCUAACAACAACGCUCACCAGUAAAGCUGCUAUACACCACGCUCUUUUCUACUGUAUUCUACUAGACUCUACUAUACUCUUCAUCGGGGCUAUUCAAUUAGCACCCCUCAGGGGCCAAAUGAAUGCUGCUUUACUUUUCUAAGUGGAAGUUGUAAUGUAAUUGAUUGGCCAGAGAGCCCGAUCACCAAUGUCCCAGGUGUGUAUUGAUGGGGCCCUGCAGGACAAUAGUUAAAAGUCCUUCUCUACAUUCUGUAUUUACCCACAUAAUGCAAUGCUUGUCUAGCUUUCCAACAGCACCUCUUGCUGGUGUUUAAGUGCACGACAUGGCUGUUCUCAAUAACCAACCUUUCUUUAGCAAUAAGAGUCUGACAGACUCAUCAGCUUAGCAGCAUGCCAGGCCUGCUGCUUCUCUCUCCCUUAGACUCCCAGCAUUAAUAUACGCUCUGUAACAGAAGUGGAAUAAACACACACAUACACAUGUGUGUGUGUGUGUUCUGUGGCAGCUAAAUGCCUUUCAGGUUCUCCUCGCAUGCUGGGGCCACAGCAGUCACAGUGCUGAUUGACUGCAUCUAUUUUCAAUACUACCAAACGCGUCUCUUACACCAGCUUCACACCAGUUAUUACUCCAGACAAAAUCAGCAAAAAGGGUAUUUUUACAUGUAUAGUUUAUUAACCAUGGUGAUAACUGGACAUGUGCAGAUGAGGAAUCUCAAUGAGGUGGAAGAGUUUGUUUAGAUACAAGCACGAACAAACCUCGUCAAGCGCAUUCAUAAACAUAUUACUUAAUGCUUAUUUUCUUCCACUUGUUAGUUUAUCCUCAGAAUAUGUAAUACUAAACUUUGUAGCCGUCUACGUGUGUGUUGGGUGUGUGUGUGUGCGUCAGUGACCCUUCACAGCUCUCAGAAGUCAGAGUUAACCACUCAUCAUUAAGGGAACCAACUAAUGCCUGCUCUUUGGAGACAUGGGGACCAACAGGAUGGGACACAAAACAGCAGAACCUGUGUUGCCAGAGCCACUCUGCUACCAGUAUCACUGAUCACUAGGCUUAAUGUUUGUGUGACUGACUAGUUCUCAGUCCCAGCCACUAAAGACAGAGGACAACAGGAAAAGUGUCACACUGUCUCCUCUGUCGCUCCUCUUCCAAUAGCAUUGAUGUGUGUCAUGGUGAACCCGCAUCCAAUAAUUGAUUGGAUUUAUAUAAUCCAAUGAAAUCAGUUACAGGAACAGCCCUGAGGUCUGUUCUGUUGUGCUCGUCUUUAAGAGAACUUCUGCUGUGACUCCCUAACUGUCUGCCGCAUCAUGUGAUCAAUCUCAAACCGGUCCUGUCCUGUCUUUCACUGUAGCAUUUUCUGAAGUCUGAACUGGGAUUCGUCAAGGGGAGGAGACAGAAUGUUUUGAUUGGUCAAGGUUAGUGGGAGGCGGCAGGGUGCUUUAGUUAUUGACAGCUUUAACACUGUCUGAGACCAGGAUAUUUAAUGUCAGGGCUUAGAGAUCCUUGAGGCUAGAAAAGCAGCAGACAUCUCUCCCUAUCACCCUGCUCUCUCUGUACCUUUCUCCUAGCAUUCUGCCUCUCUUCCCACAGACACACUAAUAUCCCUCUGUCUGGUUUCUCCCUUAUUCCUUCCUCCCCACCAUGCAGAUAUAUACUUGUAUUAUUGCAUUCCCAAAUGAUCUGUAACAGGGGACUUAAUUAUAAUUGUAAUGUUUUAUCUCUGUGUGUGUAUUUUAAGAUGUAUUUUACAUUGUGUUGCUCCCCUUACCUCAUCUUGGCAACUGGAGGGAUUGUGCGUGUGUGUGUGGGGUGGGGUGAAUAGGCAUUAACACGCAUCAUACGAACAUACACUCAUGGGUGAUGCUUUGUGGUUGGUGUCUGUGUUAUCCUGGCUUUGUUGUAUAGGAGCUAGGAGCCUCAGUGUCCUCACCAUAUUAUCCGUUGAGCUCAAAUCAAUCAUCAUGCAUCAUAAUGACAUGGUGUUCUCCAGGACUGAUUGAAUGAGGAGGAUUUUACUAUGAUUAACUAUUGUUAAAUAUGCAUUUCUUGUCCAUUUGAAAACACAAGAUCUAAAAAACGACUGUAAUGUCAAAUAUAUGUAUAGUUGCCUCUGUAUUACUGGAGAAUCCUGUGUUAAGAUGUACUUUGUAUAUACAAUGUUGUACAUUACAGAGGUACACUCUUUUUCUGGUACAAUAUUGUACAGUAAUAGCAAUAGUAGUUUAAUCAAAUAGACCUUAUAUAAUUCUAUGUGUAGUUCUUGUAGUAUACUUUUUUUAAAUAAACAUUGCUUGCUAUAAAGGU